AGAAAUGUCAGUAAUGCACCAAGCAGGCAAAAUCCUCAAUACAAAUAUGACAGCAAGACUCAUCAUGGCUUACCCCAAAUAAAUGGUACGUACACUAUGAAAACUGAACUUUGCGCCAUAAAUAAAGUUUAUGAGCAGUUAUGUGCCAGAUACCGAUCAGCUUUUUUUUUUUAGCCUAUUUUACCAUUUCUACAAAUUCUUUAAAAAAUAACAUUGGGUGCUUUUGCUAGUUAAAGAAAUAAGUAUCAGUUAUUAAUAAAGAUGCAGUCAUAAUUACACCAUCAUUAAAUAUCCUGACAACAAUAGCUUGUAAAUUCACAGAUCGACAAAAUUAACAUACAAACCCCAAUUGUUAAAAAGUAAAGUACCCAUCAAAUUUAAAAGGAGUGAAUGUUGGUGGUGUUUUUAAUUGAAUAUGGGUCAGCAGGGAAUUGCAGGUCAUUGUAUUUUGUUUUGAUUUAUGUUUUACACGUCCCAAUUUAAAUUCUCAGCACUGGUGGCUCAGUUGUAGGUGUUCCACCUGCCAUGCGAAAGGCCCGGGUUCGGGUUCGAGUCCCAGCCAGUGUCCAAACCCUAGCCACUGGAUGCAGUGCCUGUCCCACGCCCGGAUACAUCGCAUGUAGGUUUUGCAAAGCAGGCUACACGGGCAUUCGAGUCUGACAGUAAUUUACAGACGGUCCCUAACUCGGUGUGAUGAUCUGCGCGGUAGGUGAGGUGAUGCUGCCGGACUGAUCGCCGCCUGAAUAUCCAGCAUCCAGGCCAACUUCACCGCGGGCUGCUGAUGCGGCAUGAGCGGAUCCGCUGCUGCCAUGGCGAUGGGGAAAUGGCUGCUGUACGCCGGUCUCGCGCUCGCUCUUCUCGCUCUGUGCUUCCUGACGGUCGCCAUAUCCUCCGAUCACUGGUACGAGACGGACGCCCGGAGGUACAAGGACCGCUGUCGGGCUUUCUCGAGCCGCCGCACCGACCCGGGCUUCAUCUACAUCCCGAGCCACAGCCUGCCGCUGCGCGAGCCGCGGCCACUGAUGCGCGAGCGGCGGGAGCUGUUCGGCGCGAGCGCGGCGGACGAGUGCAAGCGCCGCUACAACUCCACCACCGUGGGGCUGUGGAGCAAAUGCUACCGGCUCGGCUUCGACCGCAACAUCGAGGAGCUCAUCAAGAAAGGGACUAUUGAGAGGUGCUCCUACAUCAAGUACUACUACACUGCAUCGACUUUGGUGCGAAAGGAUAUGUCUUACAAUAUCACCAAGACCAUUCAGCAGGAUGACUGGCAUGCCUUGCAUCUGCGUCGGAUGACAGCAGCCUUUAUGGGCAUGGCUCUGUCCAUCAUCCUGUUUGGCUGGACAGUAGGACUGCUGGGCUGCUGCUGGGAUCAGGGCCUCAUGCACUAUGUGGCUGGCCUGCUUUUUCUUAUGGGAGGUACGUUUUGCAUCAUCGCCCUGUGUACUUGCGUGGCUGGCAUCAACUUUGAACUUUCCCGCUACCCACGUUACAUGUUCAGCCUCCCAGAUGAUAUAAGCCAUGGCUAUGGCUGGUCCAUGUUCAGCGCUUGGUGUGGUUUGGGUCUGACUCUUAUUGCUGGUUUCUUCUGCACUCUGGCACCUUCUAUUCAACCUCCACCACCACCUAGUCGUACCACCUACCCCAAAUCCCGCAUGGAGAAUGGCACGGUGUGCUAAACUACUACAGGAGGCAUGGUAGAAUACAUGCCUUAAAUAUAAGUGACAUUUUGAACUUUUUAAUGUAAGCGUGGACAGCCUGUGCGU
Clarias gariepinus (North African catfish) is the source of this 1763-nucleotide messenger RNA. RefSeq names its product transmembrane protein 178Ba (gene tmem178ba). NCBI's taxonomy places the organism in Eukaryota, Metazoa, Chordata, Actinopteri, Siluriformes, Clariidae. Bases 789 to 1676 code for a protein of 295 amino acids. Gene Ontology annotation, cellular component: membrane. The transcript has 5 exons. The record is from RefSeq and is a predicted model, not a curated record.